AUGUUUAUCCCGGCUAGGGGGCGACAUUUUGGUUUCCAUCCGCCGGCCGGUUGCCCCGGCGGCGGCGUCUCCCUCCGUCCGGCUGUGUCCCAGGCAGGCCCCGGGAGGUAUCCGGCGGGCGGGCGGACGAUGUGGCGGCUCCGCUGCAAGGCCAAGAACGGCACCCACGUCCUGCAGGGCCUCUCGAGCCGGUCCCUCGUGCGGGAGCUAGAGGGCCAGAUAGCCGCCGUCACCGGGAUCGCCCCCGGCGGGCAGCGGAUCCUCGUCGGCUUCCCCCCAGAGUGCCUGGACCUCAGCAACGGGGAGACCGUGCUGGGGGACCUGCCCAUCCAGUCGGGUGAUACCCUGAUCAUUGAAGAGGACAAAACCAAGCAUAAGACUUCAUCUUCUGCAGUUGCAAAGCAUGGUGCACACACUUCAUUCAGGGAAGUUUUGCCUGUGCUUAGCAGAACUGUGGUCCCAGCAGACAACUCUUGCCUUUUCACCAGUGUGAACUAUGUAGUAGAAGGGGGUGUUUUGGAUCCAGCUUGUGCCCCUGAGAUGCGAAAUCUUAUAGCAGAGAUAGUAGCAAGUGAUCCAGAAUUCUACUGUGAGGCAUUAUUGGGCAAAACAAAUCAAGAGUACUGCGACUGGAUUAGAAGGGAUGACACUUGGGGAGGAGCUAUUGAGAUAUCCAUUUUGUCCAAGUUUUAUCAAUGUGAAAUUUGUGUGGUGGACACUCAGACAGUCAGAAUCGACCGCUUUGGGGAAGACGCUGGCUACCCCAAAAGGGUACUACUAAUUUAUGAUGGCAUCCACUAUGAUCCACUUCAGCGAAACUUCCCUGACCCAGACAGCCCUCCUUUGACCAUCUUUUCCUCCAGUGACGACAUUGUUCUUGCGCAAGCAUUGGAAUUGGCAGAUGAAGCUAGAAGAAAGAGGCUGUUUACUGAUGUAAACCGAUUCACCCUGAGAUGUAUGGUGUGCCAAAAGGGUUUAACUGGACAAGCAGAAGCAAGGGAACAUGCCAAGGAGACUGGCCACACCAACUUCGGAGAGGUGUGAUCUGUGCGGGAGGAGGCAUUGUCUACUACCUCAGUCAUCCAGAAGGCUCUGGGUUUUCCAAUAAGCUCUCUGUAAACCUAAAAGACAAAAGGACAUAAUGCUUGAAACACCCUUUUUACUUAAGACAAUGAAGACGCUAGAAUUCCUUGUUAAGAUUAAAAUUAGUGUGCAAGUUUACAGAUCUGUGUCUACAGUGGUGAUACGUGCUCUCUUCCUGCCAGGUGUGAUACUGAGUGGUGCCCUAACACUAUCCUGAAGAGAGUUAUUCAUACAAGCUAACACUGAGCAGCAUUAACUGAUGGAAGAACACACCUGGCACAUUUGGGGGUAAUGUGGAAGGCGAUAUGUGACACCACUGCAUAUACACACAACAGUGUCUAGAGCAGCUUAGACCUUUGAAUAACAUGGAGUUUGAAAAUGUAAAACUCAUUUCUAAAUUAUGACUCCAAUUAAGGAGCAGUUUCUUAAAUGAUGUGCAGGGUGGUCCACCUGAUUUUAUGCUGAAAGCUAGUAGACUUCAUGAAAAUGCUUUGCAAGGUAUAAGUACAUUACACAAGCAGUUUCUACAGGGAUGCUAACUACCCUUCAUGUGUUAUCUCAAAAACUGGAUCUGACAGUGCCCUGUUUAAAAUUUAUACUAUAUAAAGGUAGAAUGUAGAGGAUAAGGUGCCUAAAUUCAUAACUAUGGUGAAGGAGCUGACCGAAGCUUUAAAAGACCAGCAUCCUUGUUUUAACUGAAUUUGUAUUAGCUAAUAACUUAUUGUUGAAGAUUUUUAAAUUAAGCAUAGCUUUAAAAAAAACAUUCUUUUAAUUGAAGUUCCUUGAAAUUUGAGUACUCAAACUUUGCAAAAGAUGUUUGGUUUUUAUCUUGUGUGGGUUUGAUUUCUUCCGCUUUUUAUUCAUAUUAUCUCUAUCUUUUGGAUUUUUUUUUUUAAGCUGAAAUGACCUGGUAAAGUUUGGAUUCUUAUUGUAAUGACUAUUCCUCACUUAAGUUUUCACGUUAAACACACAGGCCUAUAAAUGUUGAAUUGUUGCUAGCCUUAUCAUCACUAAAAACAAUGCCCUUAAACCAGGUCAAAUUUCUGCAGAGUAGCAUUUUAAAAUUUCUGUUUUAUUUCUCAUUUUGCCCUUUGAAUAUUUUUGAGGUACUUAGAGUGAUGGCGACUAGGUUGUUUUGGAGGAAAAAAAGUAGACUGUUGUCUCUGAAACAUAAAAACAUGACCAACCUUGUCUUAUUGAGCUAUCUCAGUGUUUUCCUUGUUCUCCACAUUAGUUGUGUACCCUUUUGCUUGUUGGACUAAAUCAGCUAGGCACCCUCUCAGAAACAGAGUGAGCUUUGAUAUAAAAUCUCCUACGGAAAGUCUACUACCUCUUUCAUAAUUCUACUUAUGGUCAGGGAUGUUAAAUCAAAACAAAUAUAACAUUGUACGACCCCAUGAGGUUGAAUAUUUUUGAAGUUCUUGUCAUAAUACUCUUGAUCUGUUUGGGUAUAAUUAAAAGGGUCUGGCAAACUAAUUACAAAUUUUAACUGAAAGCACUUAAAUGUUUCCAUAAGCACAUUAUUUUGGUUGAUCUUUUUAAUUUGAGAACUACUUUUUGGGUUCUUAGUCUGAAACUUUAAAGUUAACAUGGCAACCAAUUCAUCAAACAGUUAAUAAGCACCCAAUAUGUGCAAGACACUGUGUUAGGCACCCCUCUCCUAAUAAUGCUUACAUUUUAGUGGAAAAUCUAGGAAAAGUUAACUUUUUUUAAGGAAUAAUUAACAAAGUGUGCUUGAAAACUUUUAAAAAUUGAGUACCUUUUGUUUGUAUAGCUAUUUUCAAGAUAUAAGUUGCUCUAAAGAUUAGUAAAAGUCUUAAAAGUGUUUUUUCCGUUUUACUGAGCCUUAACAACAAAAAACAUGUGUGAAUUAUUGUAGUGUUUGUAAGUAAUAGUUCAUACAACUGAAUAUGGUGUGAAAUCUACGUCUGUUUGUCUUCUGGCCUAUGUUGAUGAUGAUUUAUCAAUUUCAUUUUAGUUUUAAGAAAGCUGAUUAGAGUAAUAAGUGUUGUUACAACUAAGGUAUUUAGAAUUGUAUCAUCAGCAUUCGUUCUUUAGAUCGAGGUUUCUUAUACAAUUGGUCAUUACUUUUCUGUCAGAAAACUUACUUUUUACUUUCUGGUUAUAUCAGGUGUCAGGCCUAAUGCAUUUGCCUCAAGACCUUUAGAUUUAGCCUGAGGUUGGUGCUCUGCCAGUCACUCUGAAUUUGAUCCUGUAUUGUUAGGACAGUAGAUUAUUUUAACAAAAUGGAAAGCAAAAGAACUCUAUGCUGAUAUUGCACAGAAAUUAAAUUCAAGUGGUUUUGUUUACAUGUUAAAUUAUUACUUUUUUCAUACCAAGUGUCAAAUAUUUAUUCAGGGAACUUUGUUUUCACUAUCUAAUCAUAUAUAUUGGGAACAGAUACUAUGACUUGUUAGGGUUUUCAUUAUUAAUCAUAUGCCAAAAUUUAAUGCUAUUGUGACUUAAGUGGCAUCAUAUACCUAGAAAAUUCAUGAUGAAGUACUAGUCCUUCUUAAUUCCAUUUCUGUUAAUAUGAAUUUAAAUCCCUAAAUUUUUGUUCUAAAAUCAGGCUUGUAAGGUAUUCUAUAUUUAAGAUUUUGUGAGUAUGCUGAUACUUGACUAAAUUGACCUCUUAGUGUGAAUAAACUUGAGUGUUAUAAAACCUUGAAAAUCUUCUGAUUUAGCUACUUCAAAGAAAUUUAGAAGAAACUUUGUCUGUUAUGUUUGUACUUGAACUCAACAGGGAUUAUCCCAUUCAAUUAAUUUCCAGAUUGAAUUAGAUGAAUUAGAAGGCCUUUAGCAUUAGAAGCUAGAUAGGAAUAACUACCUUCAUGUACUUUGCUUUUGAAUCCAGUGAUUUAACUACAGUGCUACCUAGAUGGAAUAAUUACACUUGGUAUUAAUCUUUACAUCACAAUUUUGUGAUGAAUUAUCUAAAAAUCUAAUCAGUAAUAACACCACUAGUAAUAACUUUUGUUAGGGUACUAGUUGAUUCCUUGAGAACCUGAUUUCCAGUCUUAAUUCUUGAUCUGAAUUUUCUUCCUUAGUGAAAAAUUGGAGUUACUAGAAGGAUAGUAUUGAAAUUUAACUAAUGCUGCCUUGAUUUAUCAUUCUCUUUUCAGUGAUUUCAGCUUGGCAGCUCUGGUAAAAAUUAGUAUAGCUGUAUAUCUCUUUAUUUCAUGUGGGCCCAAACCCCAACAACAGGCAGUCACUCUCCCUCUUUUCUAGGGAGCAAGUGGCAUUACUUUCUCUCAAAGGAUCAUAGAGAUCAUAGAAUUUAAUGUUCAAAGGGAAUCUUAGAGAUUAAUUAGUCUAACUCCCUCAUUUUACACAUGAGAGAAUUUUUUCCAAGGUCACACAGGUAGCAAGUCAUAGAGACUGGAUUCAAACCCAAAUCUUGAUUCCAAAUUCAGUGUUCUUUCCACUCUAUCAAGCUAUCUCACUUUGUAUGCCUUCAAUAUGUCCAUGUAUACCUCACUGUGCUAACUAUCCUCCAUGUUUUGUAGAGCCUGGAAUAUGGGGAUAUGACAAGUUCACUUGGCUAGCAUGUUUAUUUCAAAGUUCUUAAAUGUAUUGCAUGGCUGCACUAAUUAAUUGUAAUGGGGAAGGUACAAGUUGAAGUGAGAUGAGACUUUUUUUUAUAACUAAUCAUGUGGCCUUCAUGAGCAGUUUUCAUAUAUUGAGAAUCACACCUGGUAAUUAUUUGCAGCACUUUAAAACUUGUGAAACAAAGUUUACAUGUUAUAUAGCACCCUCCAAGAUCCUUACUAAGACCAAUAAAUGUAUGUGUUGAGCUGCCAGUGAUCAGCUCUUCUACCUAUAUCUAUUGUAUUUUAGUAACAACAUCCUAUUAUUGUGUUAACAUUCCAUUUCAGUAGCUAUUAGGAGCAUGCUGUGCCCUAGCAUUCAAAAUGUUUCUUAAUACACUACUAUAAUGUGAUUGUUCAUUUAUCUUUUUACAACACAGUAUUAAAGUUUAUUUUUGCAGUGCAGACAGCUGAGGUGACUGUUCUGAAAAGAAUAGAUUAUUAAAAUCUCAAACUAAUAAUAGAUUAUUAAAAUUUCAAAUUAAGUAAAAAAGGUCUUUUGUGGAAGGGGGUGCCAGAAAGGAUUCAGAUAUUAAUAGACUUGAAAGUUUCAUUUUAUUUAUAAACAUUAUAUCUUUUAUUUAAUACCUAUAAAUAAAAGUGAAGCAAAUAUUCAUUUGAAUAAGCUAUAAAAUCCUGACUAAGGUUUUGAAUCAGUUUGGGAAUUGAAAGUUACUUUAAAGGUAUGGGACAAGAUAUGAUGAAUUAUCUAUUUAAUUGCUGCAAAUAGUACUUUGGCAAUAAUUUUUAAGCAUCCAGUUUACAAAGUAUGCAGAACUCUUGAUUAUGAAGUAGGAUUUAGGGGGUUUUAGUUGUCAGGAUUUAAAUUUUUUUUUUGUCUAGACCUUUGGUUUCAUCACUGUAAGGAAUUGCCUUUGUUUACCAAUGAAAAUCUAUAAUUUAUUGUCUUAAAGCAUUGCCUGGGAGCACUUAGGAAGUUUAAUGACUUGUCUAAGGUCAGUCAAUAUAUAUCAGGAAAGAAUUAAACUCGGGUCCUCCUGACUUGGAGGACUGCUCUCUAUCCUAUACACACCAAUUUUAGUAGGUUAAACAAUAACACAUUUAUUGUUAUUUUCCCCUCUUAAUAAACAAGGUUGCAUUGUUUUUGUUUACCAAAUCAUCAGCAUUCAAUUUGAAAAAUAUUGUGUUGAUUGUGUGGGUGCUACUUAAGGUCUUCAGCUGUGUGAAUUUAAAGGUUAGCUUAUUCUAGCAACUUUUUUUAAGGGGUCAGUGAAGAAAGAGAAGGAUGAUUGCUACCAAAACAAAAGAGAAUCUGGUCUGGAAUGGAUGAAUUCCUAAUACUCACUGAAUAAUGCUUUUCAGAAAGAUGAGUAUUUUAGGUCAUCAGGAGAGCAAUAACUUUUGUGUUGUACCACCCAUCUCUCUCAGUGGUUGGUUUCUAAGUAAAGAAGGUUCACAUAUGGAAAAUUUUUCAAUUAACACAUAAAGUUACAUUAAGUGUUUACUAUGUUGCCUUUUUAUACUUCUGCCCUUUUUCAAAAAGCAAAAUCAUACCAAGUGUAGGUUAUGGGGUGGUGAAGACUUAUAGUUGAGUGAUAGGAAUAAUAGACUAUAGCUUCCAAUACCAAGUUAAAUUUAAGGAAAUCUUGGGACAUAGGAUUUCUAUUAAUGUUAUAUGAAAACGUUAUAGUGGGUACAGCAUAUGUAUUUUAUUUUGUAACUCAUGAGCUCCAUAAGGGUUCAGGUUGCCUAAUUCUUGUUAAUUUUCCAAUUUACCUCUGUGCCAUAUAUGUUAUAGGAAAGCCCAUGUACUUAGCAAAAGUGUAAUGGUGGCUUUGAAGGAAGGGGCAGGGUAAUUUUUCUAGUGACUUAAUUCAGCCUUGGCUAUUGUUAGGAAAUAAACUUAGGAAACAGUAUUUACCAAAAAAUUGUAGUCAAGUAUGUAAAUUUCCUGUCUAAUAGCUUUCAGAUUAGAGCAAGUAGAAGUGGAGGCUUAGGAAACAAAAUGAAUGGAAUUGGUUAGGAAAGACUCUCACAAUGCUUUAGAACAUGACUUAAAAGAGCAGUAGAAAAAUUUAAACUGAGUCAAUUUCAUAGGCUUUAAUCUUCUUGGAUUAAAACUAUUUUCCUUCAGAAGACUGAUAAUUUUGCCUCUUGUUUUGACUUGGCUAAUUCAGGUUGUUUUCCCCACAAAGAUCCUUAAUAUGCUGCUACCAGGAAAAUGUUUUGUAUCAUCAUAUAUCCUUUAUGUAACUGUGAUGUUGCCAAGAUGCUUUGAUUUUAUUUAUAAAGUUGUAUGAUUUUAAAUAAAUGAAAGCUGUAUGUAUGUAUGUAGUGACUUGUUAUGAAAGAAUAAAUUAAAAAAUCUAAAUGGAA
This is a messenger RNA of Dromiciops gliroides (monito del monte), 7007 nucleotides long. It is a transcript of the gene YOD1, whose product is annotated as YOD1 deubiquitinase. Gene Ontology annotation, cellular component: cytosol; nucleus. The record is from RefSeq and is a predicted model, not a curated record. Gene Ontology annotation, molecular function: cysteine-type deubiquitinase activity. Gene Ontology annotation, biological process: protein deubiquitination; endoplasmic reticulum unfolded protein response. Lineage: Eukaryota; Metazoa; Chordata; Mammalia; Microbiotheria; Microbiotheriidae.